Closterium sp. NIES-65 is the source of this 3758-nucleotide messenger RNA. NCBI's taxonomy places the organism in Eukaryota, Viridiplantae, Streptophyta, Zygnematophyceae, Desmidiales, Closteriaceae. The record is from the annotation of a GenBank genome assembly.
AUGUCAAAUUCUCCUAUAAACGCCUCAUUCCGCAUCCUCUUCUCUCCCCACCCCCACUUUACCCCACUCCUCCCUUCCGCUGCUCCCCCUCAGAUGUAUUCCAACACGCCUGCCGAUUUCGACUUUAAGCUCCGCAGCAUGGCGCCACCCUUCCCCUCCCUGCCUGCAUUCGCGGCACAUCUGUCAGAAGCAGUUGACAUUGUGUUUCCAGUCAUCCAUGGGAAAUUUGGCGAGGAUGGGGGCAUACAGGCACUGCUGGAGCAACACGGCAUUCCCUUUGUCGGCACUUCCUCUGCUGCUGCACGCAAUGCAUUUGACAAGGCAUCUCAAAUCCCCCCUCGUCUCCUUUCCCCGGUGUUUCCUGCAGUAUGCGUGCAUCUCAAAUCCCCCCUCGUCUCCUUUCCCCGGUGUUUCCUGCAGUAUGCGUGUGCACAGCACAUGAAGCAUUGCGGCUUUCCCACCCUCCCCUCCUUUCUCAUCCAGGCUGGGGUAGAUGGCAACGAUGGUGACGUGGCGCUUGCUGAUUGGUUCACCUCCAACGGACUCUCACCAGCCACCGGCUCUGUUGUGGGUGUGGACGAUAGGGUGGUGGUGGAGGUGUUUGCAGCAGGGGGCAAGGAGUUUACUGCCAUCGUGUUGGAAGCACCAUCCCCUACUCUCCCUCCUCUCCCCUGCUUCCUCUCCAUUGCCCCCCUGUGUGCCCCUACCCAUCACAGUUGUGUGGACGAUCGGGUGGUGGUGGAAGUGUUUGCAGCAGGGGGCAAGGAGUUCACCGCCAUUGUGUUGGAAGCACCAUCCCUUCCUCUCCCUCCUCUCCCCUGCUUCCUCUCCUCUGCCCCGUGUCCGCCCGGUGUGGACGAUAGGGUGGUGGUGGAGGUGUUUGCAGCAGGAGGCAAGGAGAAUGUGGACGAUAGGGUGGUGGUGGAGCUGUUUGCAGCAGGAGGCAAGGAGGGAGUAGACGAGCGGGUGGUGGUGGAGGUGUUUGCAGCAGGAGGCAAGGAGUUCACCGCCAUCGGUGUGGACGAUCGAGUGGUGGUGGAGGUGUUUGCAGCAGGAGGCAAGGAGUUUACCGCCAUUGUGCUGGAGUCAUCAGUAGCAGAAGCAGCUGGGAACGGCACCCGUGGUGCAGUGUGCCUCAUUCCCACGCAGUCGACUCAAAAGUCACCAGGAGGCAAGGGGUUCCCUGCAAUUGUGUUGGAGGCAUCAGCAGUAGCUGUUGCUGGGGCUGCGGGUGAAACAUAUGCGCCUUUUGAGGCGCCUCAAAAGCUGUUUCUGGGGCUGCGGGUGGAGUUGACAGGCUUUGCUGCUUCUCCUGCCACCACAUCAGCAGCAGCAGCAGCAGCAACUGAAGGCGCUGAUUCUGACAGUGAUAGCAGUGGGGAUAUCUUCGACUAUAGACGGAAGUACCUUCCCACUCAGCAGGUUCUCUACUCCACGCCGCCCCGCUUCCCCCCAUGCAUCCUCUCCUCCCUCCGCGCCUCAGCCACUCGCCUCUUUUCCUCACUCUCCCUCCGAGACUGCGCCCGCCUCGACGGAUGGUUCCUCCCUCCUUCCUCCCCAGCUUACGCCCGCGUGCUGGCGGGGCUAAGAGCUAGCACCGACAAUUCACGAGGUGGAAACAAGGAGGAUAACGAGGCAGCUAAUAACGAGGACAACCAGCAGGGGGAGGAGUGGGAGGAGGAGUAUAAGGAGGGGAUUGUGGUGUUCUCGGAUGUCAAUAUUGUUAGCGGCAUGGAGCAGACGUCUUUCCUCUUCCAGCAGGCUGCUUUGGUGGGGCUGUCUCACUCGUUGAUCCUUCGCUGGAUCCUCGCGUCUGCCUGCUCCAUAUACGGCCUUCCCCUCCCUCUCCACCCCGCUCCGGCUUCUCCUGGCAUCGAGGGAGUGCGAGAGGAGGGAGGUGGAGGCGAGGCAGGUGAAACGGCAGGGAGGCGGCAGCUGGUGUGGGUGUUAUUUGGGGGCAGCACAGCAGAGCGCCAGGUGUCUCUUAUCAGCGGAACUAAUGUUGUCUCAGAGCGCCAGGUGUCUCUCAUCAGCGGAACCAACGUGUGGCUCAAGCUCAGGGCGUGCCUGCAGGCAUCUCUCAGCAGCGGCACCAACGUGUGGCUCAAGCUGAGAGCCUGCCCGCAGUUUGACGUGCAACCGUUUCUCCUGUCUCCGUCGCACGACAGCAGCAGCAACACUGCCAGGACAAGCAGCAACAGCGGUGACAUCUCUGGGAGAAUACUUCUGAAGCUUUCCCCCCUCCUUCCAUCCCUUCUCCUCAUCACCUAUCUCUUCUCCCUCUCCCACAGUUUGACGUGCAACCGUUCCUCCUGUCUCCCAUCUGCUCUGGUCCCUCCUGUAAGCAUCUGCUCUGGUCCCUCCCGUAAGCAUCUGCUUUGGCACUGCGCUGAACUCGUGGGGAGCGGUGCUGCUGAUGCGGAUAAACCCUCUUCACCUGGUGGUGCUGAUGGUGUUGCUGCUGGCGGUGGUGGUCGCUUUGGGGAUGUGGAUGUGCGUGUGCCGCCGAGACAGAUGUCGCUCCGUGAUUGGGUUGCUGCUGCAAAGGCGCAAGGCGCAGUUGUCUUCAUCGCAGUCAUGUCUAAGCUCAUAGUUAGAAGGGCUCAGCAGUGUUUUCCUGCAGUCAUGUCUUGUCUCUCCGUUUUUGCUCUUCCCUGUCUUCUCCCCUCUGUUACCUCUUUCCUCGUCAACCCCUUUGCUCGCCUAUGCCUCCGUGCACUGCAGUCAUGUCUUGUCUCUCCGUUUUUGCUCUUCCCUCUCUUCUCCCCUCUGUUACCUCUUUCCUCGUCAACCCCUUCCCUCAGUGCACGGAGGCAUAGGCGAGGACAGCACACUGCAGCACCCCGCUUCCCCCCCCUUUUUCCCCCCUCCCCCCGCCCCUUAUUGGAGCAUGAGGGAAUGCCCUUCAUUUCACUUCCCCCCCCCCUUUUUUCCCCCUCCCCCCUAAACCCUCCUCCAGUGCAUGGAGGCAUAGGCGAGGACAGCACACUGCAGCACUUGUUGGAGCACGAGGGAAUGCCCUUCACCUUCCCACUCUCCCUUCCCUCGUUUCCCCCGUCCCCUCCAAACCCUCCCCCCAUGCACGGGGGCAUAGGCGAGGACAGCACACUGCAGCACUUGUUGGAGCACGAGGGAAUGCCCUUCAUCUUCCCAUUCUCCCUUCCCUCGUUUCCCCCGUCCCCUCCAAACCCUCCCCCCAUGCACGGGGGCAUAGGCGAGGACAGCACACUGCAGCACUUGUUGGAGCACGAGGGAAUGCCCUUCAUCUUCCCACUCUCCCUUCCCUCGUUUCCCCCGUCCCCUCCAAACCCUCCCCCCAUGCACGGGGGCAUAGGCGAGGAGGACAGCACACUGCAGCACUUGUUGGAGCACGAGGGAAUGGCCUUCAUCUUCCCACUCUCCCUUCCCUCGUUUCCCCCGUCCCCUCCAAACCCUCCCCCCAGUGCACGGGGGCAUAGGCGAGGACAGCACACUGCAGCACUUGUUGGAGCACGAGGGAAUGCCCUUCAUCUUCCCACUCUCCCUUCCCUCGUUUCCCCCGUCCCCUCCAACCAAACCCUCCCCCCAGUGCACGGGGGCAUAGGCGAGGACAGCACACUGCAGCACUUGUUGGAGCACGAGGGAAUGCCCUCCAUCUUCCCACUCUCCCUUCCCUCGUUUCCCCCGUCCCCUCCAAACCCUCCCCCCAGUGCACGGGGGCAUAGGCGAGGACGGCACAUUGCAGCACUUGCUGGAGCACGAGGGAAUGCCCUUCACUG